Molecule: messenger RNA, 345 nt
Organism: Catharus ustulatus (Swainson's thrush)
Lineage: Eukaryota; Metazoa; Chordata; Aves; Passeriformes; Turdidae
Product: microtubule-associated protein 1S-like
Exons: 3
Coding region: 1-345 (114 amino acids)
Biological process (GO): regulation of microtubule depolymerization; dendrite development; microtubule cytoskeleton organization
Cellular component (GO): cytosol; neuronal cell body; microtubule
Molecular function (GO): microtubule binding; actin binding
Source: RefSeq, a predicted model, not a curated record
AUGGCGGCGGCUGCGGCGGCUGCGGCCGCUCCGGCCGCGGGGCCUCGCCGCUUCUCGCUGCUCGCCAUCGUGGGCGGCGGCUGCCACCGGCCCGGCCUGCGAGCCGCCGCCCUGCAGCAGCUGGAGCGAGGGAUCCGCUCGUGGGACAUCGACCUCACCUGCUGCAACCUGGACGAGCAGCUGAAGCUUUUUGUGUCCAGGCACUCUGCCACCUUCUCCAGUAUUGUGAAAGGCCAGCGGACCCUGCACCACCGCGGGGACGUCCUGGAGACGCUGGUGCUGCUGAACCCCUCGGACAAAUCCCUGUGUGACGAGGUGAGGGGGGAUUCUGAUGGGAAUUCCUGA